AUGGGGAAGCUAAUUAAGUUAAUCACUGCUCUGACCGUAUUAGUAUCAUUGCUGCAGUAUUGUUGCCAAUCCAAUAGUGGGAACAUAUCAUGCGAGCGCACGCAAACGCUCUGCCAUUACACCAAUCCCAGAAUCUGGAACGCAUAUCUUUCAGGGAAUUCUGAAUUGUACAAAAAUAAGGUCAGUCCCGGAUUCGAUUUGGUGGCGCGUAAAUAUGACACGGCUGUUAGACCUGUCAUCGAUGACGUUGCAAUAAAAGUCAAUAGAGUCGCUAUACAGCCUGCAUUCAAGGUCGUCCAUUCACAAUGUAAGAAAUGGAAUUGCGGAAAGUAUUACCAAUUGGCCCGCUCUCCAGUGCUUAAGGCUAGACGAUUUUUCUUGGUCAAGUACAAUACUUUCGUGAGACCUAGCACAGACAAAUUUUUUAAUUCAGAGUUUCGCUCUCAAUUGAGAGAAAGGGUUUCAAAAUAUAAAAACAUAGCUCACUAUUAUUGUACUACCAUUUCAAGAUGCAUCAAGUCCAAAUACGACUCUAUUGUUGGUAACACGGAGGAAAAACUAAUGGGGAAGUUUAAGAAUAAGGAUACGCAUGGCAUUCAUGGUUCCAUCACACAUGAACCUUCCUCUGAAGACAGGGUUUUAACCGUGGGUACUAUCGGAUCUGAUGAGGAGCUAUUAACUACAACAAGUACUCAAACAGUGGUUGAAACAAUUACUUUGGACGAAGAACAAGCUAGCGCUGUGGCUAGCCAUGCUCACGAUGAUGAGGCUUCCACAGACGUCGAAGACUCUACAGACAUCAAUGUCAAUGAACAGGCUCUGUUGCAAGAGGAUUUCGACAUGUGGAGUGAGACUAUAUUGCAAAAAACACAAGACGUGAUUCGGCUAUUUGAAAAGGAUGUUUCCAAAUAUAUCAAUGGUAAAUUGGGCGAGGAGGCUAGACAUUUCAAGGCCAAGUUUAACUCUUUAGAUGAGGUAUCUAAGAAAUUCUUCUCCAAAAUUUCACUAGCCAUUAAUGAUAUCGAUUGUAUGGAAGGCAUUGAUAGUGAAACUGGCAAGAAAAUUUUCUUUGAUAAAUCUGGCAGUACUGAGAUUUCUCAAUACAUAACUAGAGAGUUGGUCCGUGAGUAUUUCAACGAGACGCGCUCAACGUUAGAUGAAUUGACACAUGCUAUGGAGAAAGAUUUGAGCCAAAUCACCGAAGAAAUCGAAAAGAAAGUCAAUGCAAUUAGAGAGGAAAACGUCGAAGUCUUUGAAGAGUGGGGCGAUAUUAUUGUGAAUGAAUGGUCCAAAAGAAUGGCUUAUGUGGAUGUUAUCAACGCCCACAUGGGUUCAGAUGAUGAUGCUACCCUUGACGAAGAAAGAACAAAGUCUUCUGUUAACUGGAAGAAGUUCUUGAAGGGCAAGAAACAGAUCAUAGAAUCUAGAGACAAGCUGGCUCACCAUCCUGCUGACUUAUCCCAUGUUAACGAGUUCAGACAAAAAGUGCAAAGGAAGAUAUUAUCGUUCACCCAAGAGAGUGGUGAGUUUUUGUAUAUUUUAAGGUCAAAAGCCAAUCUGCAAUUCCAGGAACGUGAAAGAAAGGAACGUGAAAAAGUUGCUGCGGAAGAGUUCCAAAGGCAACAAGAACUAUUACAACAGCAAGAAGAAGGAGAAGAAGACGAAUCCUACACAUCUACUUCAACUAUUACCACAACUACUACCAUGACGUUGUGA
Molecule: messenger RNA, 1716 nt
Organism: Saccharomyces paradoxus
Lineage: Eukaryota; Fungi; Ascomycota; Saccharomycetes; Saccharomycetales; Saccharomycetaceae
Gene: SHE10
Product: She10p
Exons: 1
Coding region: 1-1716 (571 amino acids)
Source: RefSeq, a predicted model, not a curated record